AUGAAAAAUCACAGUUUUGAUCUGCACUCAAAUGUAUGCAAACUAUUUGCAACAAAAGUCAAAACAGUUGCAUCAACUUCUCAAGAAACUUCUGAAGUGGUAUAUGGGCAAACGCCAGAUGAGGGAACUGUUAAUGAGGGUCCCAUCAAGACACUCAAUGAUGGAACUGCUGAAGAAGCUCCCAGCAGCAGGAAACAAAUAGCAGGUUGUCUUCAUCCUAUGAAAAUAGAAGAAAAAUUAAGUUCUCCCGCGGAUUACGAUAAAAAUAUAACUGAAAUUGUUAGUGUUGUCAGGAAUAGAAUUAAAAUCGAAGUAGAUUCGGGACUGGUUGCAAAUAGGCUGGUAGAAGAACCUUUUUUUGAAAAAAAUAAUUUAAUUGCAUUUAUACCUAAUUAUUUGACAAAAAAAAAGAGGUUGGAAAUGCCGUUGUCGGAUACAUCCAGUACUCGUGAACCCAGUGAAUUUGAAACAGAUUCUGGUUCUUACUCCCAUCCACCUUCUGAUGCUGAGUCUUCUACAACUAGGGAAAGCUUCACAGAAGAUGGACUUGUGGCACCUGGAUCAAGUAGGGGUAAAAAACGUAAGAAAAAUAAUUCAGUUUGGAAAAGAUCUAAGUCUAAGUUGGAAAGAAAUUCAGGAAAAUCAUAUUUGAAUUCUCGUGGUAGAAUUGUGUCUAAGAAACAAUGUUUUCAUGGAGUUUGCAGCUCUCCACGAAAGUGUCAUUUGUUGUUAUCUCUUGAAGAAAGAAAAAAUAUUUUCCAAAGUUUCUACAACUUAUCUGAUUGUAAUUUACAGACUGCUUACAUUAAUAUACAAGUAAAAUGUUGUCAAUAA
Molecule: messenger RNA, 834 nt
Organism: Diabrotica balteata
Lineage: Eukaryota; Metazoa; Arthropoda; Insecta; Coleoptera; Chrysomelidae
Source: the annotation of a GenBank genome assembly